Lagenorhynchus albirostris (white-beaked dolphin) is the source of this 3118-nucleotide messenger RNA. RefSeq names its product pyruvate dehydrogenase kinase 1 (gene PDK1). Gene Ontology annotation, molecular function: pyruvate dehydrogenase (acetyl-transferring) kinase activity. Lineage: Eukaryota; Metazoa; Chordata; Mammalia; Artiodactyla; Delphinidae. Gene Ontology annotation, biological process: regulation of glucose metabolic process; protein phosphorylation. Gene Ontology annotation, cellular component: mitochondrion. The record is from RefSeq and is a predicted model, not a curated record. The transcript has 12 exons. The coding region runs from base 123 to 1439 and encodes 438 amino acids.
GGCCGCGGCGGUGACAGCGGCUCCCCGCCCCCGAGGCCGCCACGUCCCUCACGUACCACCCGGACGAGCCGCGGAGCGGCGACCUGGCGCCGGGGGCUCCGGCUCCUCCGGCGGGGCUCAGCAUGAGGCUGGCGCGGCUGCUGCGCGGAGCCGCCUCGGCCGGUCCGGGCCCCGGGCUGCGCGCCGCCCGCCCCAACGUCAGCCGCAGCCUCACCUCGGACUCGGGCUCCGGCCCGGCGCCCGAACGCGGCGUUCCGGGCCAAGUGGACUUCUACGCGCGCUUCUCACCGUCCCCGCUCUCCAUGAAGCAGUUCCUGGACUUCGGAUCUGUGAAUGCUUGUGAAAAGACCUCAUUUAUGUUUCUGCGGCAAGAGUUGCCUGUGAGAUUGGCAAAUAUAAUGAAAGAAAUAAGUCUUCUUCCAGAUAAUCUUCUCAGGACACCAUCAGUUCAAUUGGUGCAAAGCUGGUAUAUCCAGAGUCUUCAGGAGCUUCUUGAUUUUAAGGACAAAAGUGCUGAAGAUGCUAAAACUAUUUAUGACUUUACAGAUACUGUGAUACGGAUCAGGAACCGACACAAUGACGUGAUUCCCACGAUGGCUCAGGGUGUGAUUGAAUACAAGGAGAGCUUCGGGGUGGAUCCUGUCACCAGCCAGAACGUUCAGUACUUUUUGGAUCGUUUCUACAUGAGUCGCAUUUCAAUUAGAAUGUUACUCAAUCAGCACUCUUUAUUAUUUGGUGGAAAAGGCAAAGGAAGCCUGUCUCAUCGAAAACACAUUGGAAGCAUAAAUCCAAACUGCAAUGUGGUUGAAGUUAUUAAAGAUGGCUAUGAAAAUGCUAGGCGUCUGUGUGAUUUGUAUUAUAUUAACUCUCCCGAACUAGAACUUGAAGAACUAAAUGCAAAAUCACCAGGACAGCCAAUACAAGUGGUUUAUGUACCAUCCCAUCUCUAUCACAUGGUGUUUGAACUUUUCAAGAAUGCAAUGAGAGCAACAAUGGAGCAUCAUGCCAACAAAGGUGUUUACCCGCCUAUUCAAGUCCAUGUCACGCUGGGUAAUGAGGAUUUGACUGUGAAGAUGAGUGACCGAGGAGGUGGUGUUCCUCUGAGGAAAAUUGACCGACUCUUCAACUACAUGUAUUCAACUGCACCCCGGCCUCGUGUUGAGACGUCCCGAGCAGUGCCCUUGGCUGGUUUUGGUUACGGAUUGCCCAUAUCACGCCUUUAUGCACAGUACUUCCAAGGAGACCUAAAGCUGUAUUCCCUAGAGGGCUAUGGGACAGAUGCAGUUAUCUACAUUAAGGCUCUGUCAACAGAAUCAAUAGAAAGACUCCCGGUAUAUAACAAAGCUGCCUGGAAGCAUUACAACACCAACCACGAGGCUGACGACUGGUGUGUUCCCAGCAGAGAACCGAAAGACAUGACGACAUUCCGCAGUGCCUAGACACACUUGGGACCCCUGGAAAAUCCAGAUGUGUUUUUUUAUUAAAUUUGGAAGGGAUGGUGUUCAGAACUACACUAUACCAAAUACUUCAUGUGUCGUUUUCACAGUUAACUGUUUGGGUAGAUAGAAUAAGUGGUCAGACUUCUAGACUCUGGUGCAAUUAGAAGCAUAAUUGGAAGCAAGAGACAAGUUGGCUACAGAAGAAGAGUCAGGUAACCAAAGGAUUAGAACCAUAAAUGCACAGGUAUUGACAAAAAACAUGUUAUGAAAAAUAUCUAUACUUUAUCAGGAAAAAGUCACCUUGGGCUUAUCACAUUCAAAUGUUUGCAUUCGAAUGUUAAUUUAUAAUGUACAAAUUUUUGGUAUAUUCAGUAUAUUAUAACUCUGUUAGGCUUUAAGACAGAGAUACCAAACAGGUGGUAUCAUCUUCGUUUUUGAGACUCAGAGUAUAGCCCAAAGCUGCCCAGAAUUGGCGUGAGGGCUCAAGCUGUAUCUGCUGAUCACUGUCAGCCGCCUGGUCUAAGAGACCAUGAAAGUCAGGAGACUAAGUUGUUAGUCUUACCUCAUCUUUUAAGGUGACAGGGAAGUACACUGAAAAUAAAUUUUAAAGUAAGAUUUUAAAUGUUUAAAGAACAGCUUUACUACUUAAAUGGGGAACUUUAUCUGGUAAAUACAUUGAGCUGAAACAGCUCAUUCUCAAAAGGAUUAUGUAAGCUUAACAGUGCUAUACAAAUUUGUAAAUUAGAAGGGAUGUUAAAGGGCCGUUAGCCCAGGACUCUCACAUAAGAGAUGAGGAUCCUGAAACUCGGGGUGUGUGGGGUUUGCCCAGGGCUGAUUAGCUGAUGUGACCAAAUGUUGGAAAAAGAUCUUUUACCUAUUACUCCUUAACUAUGGAUUUUAUGAUAAACAAUAGGAUAUGCUAGUGGAUGAUUUAUAUUAGUUCAGUGUGUCACAGUUUUUUUAGCUUAAAAUUACACUUUUCUUAUAAUGAUGAAAUAGUUUCGAAUCCUUUGAAUCAAAGUAUUCACUUUCUUUCCUAAAUGAGACGUUUGUACAACUGACAUAAAUUUGAUAUUUUUACUUAAUGAUCCACCCACCCACACACAAAAUUAAAGUUUCUCUCUUUAUUUAAGAGCUAAGAAAUUGUAUUUUCAAAGGAAGAAUGAAAUCUUUUCCUUUAGCUUCUUUUUAAGGUAUAAUGGCUUUUUCACUUUGUUACUGUGGUAAGGGACACAAAGUUACAUACAGAAAUAUUUGGGGGAAUGCUUUCUCUUAGUUGGUUUUAAAUUAUUGUGCUACUUGAAAAGUUUUUAGAUUCUUAUACUAUUUUCCCCCACCAGCAUUUAAUAUGAUGCCAUGUAGAUUUUAAAAACAUACUGAAAGAUAAGAAAUGGAUACUAAGUGAUUUUUGUAACCUGGGCAUUUAAUGAAUAUGCCAACAUUUUUUUUAGGAAGAAUCACAAAAAGUAUUCUGCCCUGUACUUAAAGUACUAGCUGGCUUUAGAUGUCUUCAUACUUAAUGGUAAUCACUUUCUUGCUCUGUGAAGUUUUUACAUGAAGAUGUUGAAGUGGCAGUCUACCCUAUUAUUUUAUAAAAUGUUUUGUGUAUGGCAAUAAACUGAAAACAUGGAUCAACUCUUACUCUGAAAAUAAAUUGACCAAUUGUUUUUUAAAAUAAA